UUCCUUAAUCGUAAUUCGCAAGCAUACACUGCGAUACAGACAGAAAACAGAAAUUGCAUUGGCGGCUCCAAAAUGAAUAAAACCUUCUUUUUCUCUCUAAUGCUAUGGCUUUGCUUCCUAAUCUUCCCAUCUAUCCUGGCUUUGGCCACUUCAGAAUCGGAGCUGACUUCUCUGACUCGGGAGCUGCUGAAAUCGGCGAGAGAGCCCGAGUUCUUCGAUUGGUUAAAACAAACUAGGAGGAAAUUGCACGAGUAUCCAGAAUUGGCCUUCGAAGAGUACAACACGAGUCAAGUCAUAAGAUCGGAACUCGACUCACUCGGAAUAGAGUAUAAAUGGCCUAUUGCGAAGACUGGGUUGGUUGGUUCGAUUGGGUCAGGGGUCCAGCCAUGGUUCGGUCUUAGAGCAGAUAUGGACGCUCUCCCUAUUCAGGAAUUGGUAGAGUGGGAGCACAAGAGCAAGAUCAAUGGCCAAAUGCAUGCUUGUGGCCAUGAUGCUCACGUUACAAUGCUGCUUGGAGCAGCUAAGUUACUUCAACGCAAGAAAGAUAAGUUAAAGGGUACUGUUAAGCUUGUCUUCCAACCUGGGGAAGAAGGGCAUGCCGGUGCUUACCAUAUGUUGAAAGAAGGAGCCCUUGAUAACUUCCAAGCCAUUUUUGGUCUCCACGUUGCACCAGAUAUGCCUGUUGGUUCAAUUGCUUCUAAACCUGGUGUAAUGGCUGCUGCAUCUGCAAGGUUUUCAGUUGUCAUUAAGGGGAAGGGUGGACAUGCUGCGCGGCCUCAAGAUACAAGAGAUCCAGUUCUUGCUGCUUCCUUUGCCAUCCUUGCACUUCAACACUUAAUUUCUCGAGAGAAAGAUCCUCUCGAGCCGAGGGUACUGUCAGUGGGGUUUGUUGCGGGUGGCCGGGCUGGGAAUGUUAUACCAGAGACAGUGAAAUUUGGAGGUACAAUUCGGAGCUUGACGACAGAAGGUCUAAAUCAUCUUAUGACAAGGAUAAAAGAGGUUGUAGAGAACCAAGCAGCUGUUCAUCGGUGCACUGCUUCAGUAGAUUUCAUGGAGGAAACACUGAAGCCUUAUCCGGCCACAGUAAAUGAUGAAGCAAUGUAUGAACAUGCCAAACGAGUUGGGGAAGUUUUGCUUGGGAAAUCAAAUGUGCAGAAGAUGGAAGCUUUUAUGGGUGCAGAAGAUUUUAGCUUUUAUGCACAAAAGAUGAAAGCUGCUUUUUUCGUGAUUGGAGUACAGAACGAAAACGAUAACUCCAUUAAAAGAUUACAUUCACCAUAUUUUUUUCUUAAUGAGGAAGUCCUUCCUGUUGGAGCUGCUCUCCACGCUGCAGUUGCCAUUUCUUACUUGGAUGCUCAAGCAGUUGAGACACAUUAGAUUUAAUUUCUUCUGUCUGUGACUGGAAAAUAAAAUCUCAAUGCAUUGUCAUUGUCAACAUGCACAAAUGCUUUUUAACACAUGUAGCUUCAAGAGACUCUGUUAGUGUACUUGUUUGUAGAGGAUCCACAUAAAUGUUUCCUUUGGAAAUCUUACUCCAGUAUGAGAGUUAAGUAUAAUUUUAAGUAUAUUUGUAAAUAUAAAAUACGAUGUAUAAUUCCUUGAAA
This is a messenger RNA of Jatropha curcas, 1604 nucleotides long. RefSeq names its product IAA-amino acid hydrolase ILR1-like 3. The record is from RefSeq and is a predicted model, not a curated record. Gene Ontology annotation, molecular function: IAA-Ala conjugate hydrolase activity. Gene Ontology annotation, cellular component: endoplasmic reticulum. Lineage: Eukaryota; Viridiplantae; Streptophyta; Magnoliopsida; Malpighiales; Euphorbiaceae. Gene Ontology annotation, biological process: auxin metabolic process.